This is a messenger RNA of Penicillium griseofulvum, 1242 nucleotides long. RefSeq lists its product as uncharacterized. The transcript has a single exon. The record is from RefSeq and is a predicted model, not a curated record. Gene Ontology annotation, molecular function: cysteine-type endopeptidase activity. NCBI's taxonomy places the organism in Eukaryota, Fungi, Ascomycota, Eurotiomycetes, Eurotiales, Aspergillaceae. Bases 1 to 1242 code for a protein of 413 amino acids. Gene Ontology annotation, biological process: proteolysis.
AUGGAAUCUUCAGAGUCUAAACCUCCUACCUCACCAAACACUGCAACUUCACCUGUACCCCCAAAAUCUCCAUCCAAAAUUCCGAGAAGGAUCAGCACUAAAAGGAUUCCUCUUCCUGAACUAAAAUCUGCCCUGGAAAGGGCGGUUAAGGCGAGAGGCAAUACAUACUCCCAAAUCACAGCCUUCGUUUGUUAUUGGGAUGAUGAUAACACCCGUGCUGCUGAAGAUGGAGAAACCUUUUCCCAUAUGAUGGCCGACAUUUUCGGAGUUGCCACCCAAACAUAUAUCAUGAACCACGAAAACCCUACCCCAGGCUGGGAUUUGGGAGAUCGCCUGCACCAAGAAGUUGUAUCCAAACACCGCAUUCACAGACCAACACUCUUCAUUUUUUUUUACGCUGGUCACGGCACGAUCAAUCAGAACAACCAACUUUCUUUUACCGCGACCAAGAAGAAAAAAUCUAUUCCAUGGCGCAGCAUCGAAAGUGAACUGAUUUACCACCCUUAUACUAUGAAUACCUUGUGUAUCCUAGACUGUUGUUACUCCGGUACUGCUACCGUGAAUAACCCGAUGACAACGCAUGUCUUAGCGGCUUGUAGUUCUUCAGCGUCUGCGAGAUCCCGGGUAAAUGGAAUAUCCUUCACGCAGCGUCUUGUGCAAGCUAUGCGAAAGCUUUCUCACUCUGGCAAGAUAUCUGUCUCGACAGAUGAAAUUUUCGAUGCGGUACAGAAUGACACUCCUCGUGGCUGCUACAUGCCAGGAUUUUGGAGUCAUAGUGGGGAGAAUCCUAUUGUCUUACCAUUCCACGUUACGUCUACUUCAACUCCUCCUUCAUCAGGAAUUUUGUCAUCUGGUCGUGUGUCAAGUUCAAGCCUGGGCAAUGCUUUACAUUCCCGCCCACCGUCACAACUUCCCUCCAACCACGAAAAUCACGUCCUUAUUCUACUCGUUCUUGAAGGAAACCCGAAGCUGGUUGUCAAAGACUUCGAGAAAGUUGUUGAAAAUCUGCCGGCCAAGUUCAAAGUCAAAAUCACAGAUGCCUAUGAGGCCAAUGCAUCUGUGGGAAUCUUUCUGCGUAUGUCUUGGGAGGCAUAUGCACGGUUCUCGUCAAGCGUAGAACUAGACGCAAUCCUUCCUGUCAUCGGACCAUCACUGAUUCGCACAAAUGAGCUCCGCAAGGUUUCGGUCCCAGCUGGCCGAGAGAACAUUCCAUUCAGAGAUCGGUCCCGAGACAAGACAUAA